GCGCAGCUCAGCUCAGCUCAGAAGAAAAUGAAUAUCGUAUCAAGUUGACAAUAGAUCACUUCAAUCGACCCUUGUCGUAAAACUUCUACCUAUAUCGAAUAUAAGCUUGCUUAAUGCAAGUAAAUAAUUGUCUAGCUGUUAUAAGCAAUUAAAUCUUAUCGUUAUCGGUGUUUAAUGAGAAGAAAAUUGUAUAAUUUUAACGGAUGUCAGAAUAUUUGUGUAAAUAAAUUUUGAAUUUAACUAAAGUUCCGCUGUCAUGUCAGUGCGAUGUGCAUUUUCCUAUAAAUUUGCGUAAGACCAGAAGACAGUUAAUUUUAUUCAGGAAUAUCCUGCAUCUAUAAUUUCGCCAUAAUCAGCUAUUCAGCGUAAAAAAGCAAACAUUUAUCUGCAUCUGUACUUCUGCAGUUUGUUCUGUCCCGCUCACUUAUUUGGUGACAGUGACAGUGUGACAGUAGUGACUAUAUGACGUUAUUUUUAUGUGAUGAUGUAUUGUUGACAGAUGGCAAAACAUCACGCACUCUCAAUCUCAAUCUCGGUGUCAUACCAACCAACCAUAUUGACAGCUAAGCUAUGUUCAUGAAAUGUUCAACUUAACCGGGGGUGGUUAUAAAUAGAAGAUGCUUAAGAGAGAUGCUGCCAUUUAAAGCUUAACUCGACUACGAAAAAGUUCAUCAUAAUAAAUUCGGACUUACAAACAAAAACGAAAAUUCAUUACAGUUAAUUCGUGUGUGGUUCUUCAUAAUAAGACGUUAGACGCGGUUCCGUGGUUUGAAUUUUGAUUUGAAAAAAAAUCUAUUGCUUGUUUAGCGCAAUUUCGUGUUAAUUUAAUAAAUAAACUCAAAGAAUUUAUAAUGAUUAUUGAAAAAGUGAUCUACAGAGCAUCAAACUCAGAAUUAUGGAGUUUUGCAAGUGUCAUACUCCUUGGAUUUACAAUCUACACGUUUUGGGGUUAUCUGAAGUCGGUGUUGCUAUCGCUGCAGCUAUCUGGGCCACCGACAGUACCAUUUUUAGGCAAUUGUCUGUUGAUCAAAGAGAGAGAUUUACUGUCUAAUAGAGCUUCGAAAGCCUAUGAUUUGUAUGGAUCCCUCGUUCGAAUUUGGGUAUUAUUGUUUCCGUUUUUUGUUGUCCUCCAGCCAGAUGAUCUUCAAGUGAUACUCUCAUCAAAAAAACACACGAAUAAAGUAUUUUUCUAUCGUUUAAUGCAUAAUUUUCUGGGAAAUGGUUUGAUUACGAGCAGUGGAGAGAAAUGGAGUACACAUCGAAGAUUAAUUCAACCGACAUUUCAUUUGAAUAUUUUGGAGAAAUUUAUUGGGACAUUUGCUGAUGCAUCGCAAGCUCUGUUUGAUAAUUUGGAUCCACUGGAGAAUGAGAUUAAUAUUGCGAAAUUUGUUAAUAAUUGUGUUAUUGAUAUUUUAAAUGAGGCUGUUCUUGGUGUUCCUGUUAAGAAAGACAAAAAUAGCAUGAAUAUGGAAGAAUCACCAUUUAGACAAGGAAAAAUUGUCGUGCCACAACGCUUUGUUCAGCCAUGGUUAUUACUCGAUACCAUCUACCACAUGACCAGUUUAGCUUCUGAAGAACUGGAUCAGAAGAAGCGCCUCAAUGAUUUCACCCGAAAAAUGAUCAAAAUCCGAAGGCAAAUCAUGCAAGAUGGUCCCACUCCCGAUCGAAAAUGUCUUUUGGACUUUUUAAUCGAGAUCUCAGACAACAAUCCGGACUUUACCGAAGAAGACAUUAUAAAUGAAGCUUGUACCUUUAUGCUUGCUGGUCAAGAUUCAGUUGGUGCAGCCACAGCAUUUACCUUAUUUCUCUUGGCUCAGAAUCCAAAGGAACAAGAAAAGUGCAUCGAGGAGAUUGAUUCGAUAUUUGGAGAUGACGAUCGACCACCUUCAAUGUUGGAUCUGCGAGAGAUGCGUCACUUGGAGAUGUGCAUUAAGGAAUCACUACGUUUGUAUCCUAGUGUUCCACUGAUUGCUCGAAAGAUUGGCGAAGAAGUUCAGCUAGGCAAGCACAAGUUACCCGCAGGUAGCAAUGUUUUCAUUUGUCCAUAUUCAACGCACCGGAUAUCACACAUCUAUCCGGAUCCAGAGAAAUUUGAUCCUCUACGAUUCACACCGGAGAAUUGUGAGAAGAGACAUCCCUACGCGUAUAUUCCUUUCAGUGCAGGUCCUCGAUAUUGUAUUGGCAAUCGAUUUGCCCUCAUGGAAAUGAAGACUGUUAUUUCACGACUUUUGCGAAGCUAUGAACUGCUUCCGGUUCCGGGAAAGACAAAAAUCGAAGCCAGAUUUCGAAUAACCUUAAGGGCAGCUGGUGGUCUUUGGAUUAGACUGAAACAUAGGCGAGGAGAUGUGACAGACACAGAGCUGGCUCCAACAGAAAAUGUUAUGUAGUUUUAUGAAGAAAAGACAAACAAAUUAUUUGCCCAUGUGUCGAUUGCCUUAGAUUAAGAUUUAGGAUUACGGUUUGCACUUAAUUUAUAGUAUAGGUCACCUUUUUAACUCCAAGUUUGUGUAGAAAGAGGUUUGAUAAAUUAAUAAAUAAAAAUAAUAAAAAAAAAACAACUAACUAAGCGAAGUUUCCUUAUCACACGCUUAAUGGUUAACAACAAAAACAAGCUUUAAAAUUUUUAUAUUUUUCUUUUCAUAAUAAUAAGUUUAUUGUUUAUUAAGAUAACGUGAUGUAUCUUUUUGUAUAUGUGAUUUCCAAAAUUUCUUGUUCUUAUCUUAUCUCAUAAACAAAAGGCAUAAAAUGAAUACUAAAUAAUAAAACAAAUUAAACUUAA
Eupeodes corollae is the source of this 2779-nucleotide messenger RNA. RefSeq names its product probable cytochrome P450 4aa1 (gene Cyp4aa1). NCBI's taxonomy places the organism in Eukaryota, Metazoa, Arthropoda, Insecta, Diptera, Syrphidae. The transcript is spliced from 5 exons. Bases 852 to 2387 code for a protein of 511 amino acids. The record is from RefSeq and is a predicted model, not a curated record. Gene Ontology annotation, molecular function: iron ion binding; heme binding; monooxygenase activity.